This is a messenger RNA of Cuscuta campestris, 1283 nucleotides long. The record is from the annotation of a GenBank genome assembly. NCBI's taxonomy places the organism in Eukaryota, Viridiplantae, Streptophyta, Magnoliopsida, Solanales, Convolvulaceae.
CUGUCCAAAAAUUUAAAAUUCUAUCCGUUGGAGGACAACGGUAACCCAGAUAAUCGAUUGUCAACAAGUGAUAAUCGAUUAUUGGUCCUCUCAGAAGAUUCUGGAUUUUGGCUGCAAAGACUGAUAAUCGAUUAUUGCAAAUCUGAUAAUCGAUUAUUGCGUGCUUCAGAACUUUGGAAGUUCAAAGCUGCAGUGGCUGAUAGUCGAUUGUCACUAGGGUGAUAAUCGAUUAUCACCCAGCUAAAGUCUAGCCAGCUGAAACCCGUUUUGAAAAACCGAGGUCCAAAAACGAAGUGUUUCCAAAAGUAAAAACCAGAGUAUCUAAGAAAUGCAACGCCUAAUUGGUAAGUUGGCAGCUCCCAGACCAGUCGCUUCCUCUUUAAGGUGAGCUUUGCAUUGUCCAUUGGUGAGCUUUGCAGUGGCUAGACCGAAGCAUGUCAUCUCACCGUGAACAUCAAGUGCCUACGCCAAUGGACAAGCUCACAACCGAUGACAAGAAAAAACUCUCUUUGAAUGCCAAANAAAGCUACCAAGAUAGCUUUAGGAACAUCCGAGUAUGAAAACUUCAAAAUGAAGGCCGGAGAAUCCGUUCAAGAUAUGAACAAACGAUUCAACCUCAUUGUCAACAAUUUGAGUAAGCUAAAUAAAGUUUAUCCUACUAGUGAGAUUAACACCAAGAUUAUAUUCUCUCUUCCUAGAGAGUGGCAUAGUCUUGUUGUAAAUUUGUUGCCCAAAUGUGCGGAUGUUGAAACCUCCACCAUUUGGAGCAGCCUAUACUCUCAUGAGCUUCUUUUGAAGAAAAUGAAGGAAGAAGAACAGGUUCCUAUCAUCAAGAAGACCAUGGCACUCAAAAUUGAUGACCAUCCAGAGAGCAAAGGAGGAAGUGAUGAGGAGCUUGUCAUGUUCAAAAGAUACAAAAAAUUUAUGAAGUGGAACAAGGGAGAAUCCUCAAAGAGAUUUCCACCAAAGAAAGGUAAAUCUAAUCAAAUAACUUGUUAUGAAUGUGGAAAUGUAGGUCAUAUCAAACCGGAGUGCCCAAAGCUCAAAAAGAAGGAAGAGCUUAAAAAGGGGAAGAAGAAGGCAUUGAAAGUCGCUUGGGAUGAUUUAAACUCGGAUGAAAGUGAUAGUGAUUAAAGCCUAGAAGAAAACACGAAUGCUUGCUUCAUGGCUUCAAACGAUGAGGAAGAUGUGAAAAAUAUCACUUGGGUUGUGGAUAGUGGAUGUUCGAGGUAUAUGACCGGAACAAGAGGAUGGUUCACAAAUCUCAAAGAGAAAAGUCAUGG